GAUACCACAACAAGUAAAAACCCACUCGUCAUCCGUUACCCAUUGUCAAAUUCGAGCAUUAAAAUCAUUUUAAGAUAUUAUAUAGACAAGGGAGAAUGUAAAAUUCCAAAUUCCACUGGUUCUUUUACUUUGUUGCGACAAGCCGUCAAAGAAAAGUUCGAUAAGUUAGAGAAGACAGAAAUAAAUGACAUUAAUUUCGAGUAUUUUCAGGGCAAUGUUAAAAAAGGAGAAAUAGUUGAAAAUGAGUUUCAUUUUAACACAUUAGUGGAUAAUAUCCAGCUAAACGAUAAAAAUGAACGUAUUAUCAAUUAUUUGAAGGUUCAAAUAAAAGGAAAAAAGGUGUAUGGCGAUUGGGAAGUUGCAAAAAUUUACGAUGAUUUAUUUACGUCUAGCGAAACAAUUGGCAAAUUCGAAAUAGGUGAUCUUCCAGAAUUGUCUCCUUCACUUGACCGUGAUGAAUUGAAAAGCUUU
Messenger RNA from Funneliformis geosporum, 471 nucleotides. The record is from the annotation of a GenBank genome assembly. Lineage: Eukaryota; Fungi; Glomeromycota; Glomeromycetes; Glomerales; Glomeraceae.